Molecule: messenger RNA, 864 nt
Organism: Armigeres subalbatus
Lineage: Eukaryota; Metazoa; Arthropoda; Insecta; Diptera; Culicidae
Exons: 4
Coding region: 103-615 (170 amino acids)
Source: RefSeq, a predicted model, not a curated record
CAUGUCGAAAGAUCAUUCGAUAGCUCGCAAACGUUCGUGGCGUGUUAUCCAUACAACCGACAUUUUGGAAGGAAUCACUGUUCCGUUGCAUCUAUUUCCACGAUGGGUCUUGGCAAUUCCUUCCAGUUGUGCACAAUAAUUUUCGCAAGUUUAAAGUUGUUUUACCUUACGGUGGUGCUCUACCAGUUGAUAUUUUGCAGCGGAUGGCAAUGCCACAAUGAACAGUACACUCCGACGAUUUUCUUCAUCCUACUGCUGAUGAUUUUCCCGGCUUUGAUGGUUAUCGGAAUACUGAAGAAAAACCUCCAACUGCUGCGUAUCUGUAAAGUGUACAACAUCGUGGAGAAAUCGGUAGCCAUCUUUAUCCAGCUGGUCGGAUUGAUAAUGAUGGAACGGGUCUAUCAGAUCUACCGCCGCGGACAUUACGUGUCCGAUAAAGAAGCCAUUUCGGUAGAAUUGGCAUAUGCACUGAUUUCGGUUGGCAUCCUCCUAACAGCGCUUUACAUGAUUUUCCGUAACUGGAUGAUCAACGGAACAAUUGAGUCCGUCAAACAGGAUCUUUACAUUCUGAACCGGGAGAAGUAUGUCAUGCAGUACAACAACGAAGAGCCAUAAUUUGGUCACCUGAGACUAGGGUCCAUUCUAAAACUAAAUGGCGGGAGGCUAAAUCAUUCAAGAUCUUCCAUAAAUGGUUAUUUCUAGCUUCAAGUAAUUUGCGAACAAUCUCCAAAUAGAGCCUAUUUUGUUUUGUUUGUUUUUUUUUUGCAAAUAUUUCGAUAUCCGUAGAAUCGAAUAAUAUGUUUGAAGUAUAGGAUUCAUCAAAUAAUCGGUACUGGAAAGUUAAUAAAUGAGCUAUUAAUUGAA